UUACCGAAUAGAAAGUCACCGUCCGCACCUUUUUGAUUUGUCACAUAAAAAAAGAUCACUUUCCUGAUUCAUCCAGCAAAACCUCUGCGAGAACUAAACUUUUAAUUCUUACUGCGUCGCAUGGAUGUUUACGCAUUGACAAGGAAACAGCGUCCUAGUCAGCUCACUAUGGGUCCCUCACAGGCAAACUCUAUCCCAAACAACGCCCAUCCCUUGUCACAACCAUUACAGCGGGAAUCCCAUCACCAGUCGACACCGUCUGCUAAUCAGUUGGACAUUGAAGCACAGCUAAUGGCGACUAGAGCUUUACGGCGAUCCAGCAUUUUGUCAACGCUAGCCAUUGGCCCGCCUUCACGAGAUCAUUGGAAGCCGGACUCUGAAGCAAGCCAGUGUGCAUACCCUGGUUGCAAGAAUCAAUUCGGGUUAUUUGAACGACGACAUCAUUGUAGAAAAUGUGGCGAUAUUUUCUGCGCUAUGCACUGUUCUAAUUAUUUUCGGUUGGAUCAGUCGAUUAAUUUCAACCCUCAUGGUGACCUAGUGCGAGGUUGUGACAUUUGCGCAAAGCAACAUCAAAGGUGGUGGUCCAUUAUCCGACGAGCCAGUUUAGCUGCCAAGCCAGAGGAGAGUAUCAACCCUCCUGCUGAACUUGCGCCUGCCGUCUCGGACCAUGAGCGAUCCUCAUCAAGGCGAGCCAAUAUUAUGACCAACUUGCCUCCCCAGGAUAUGGAGGGUAUAUCCGAACUAGGCAGAGACGACAUUGUGAAGCCGACACAGGAUUCGCCGGCGGCUGACAGGUCCAUUGACAUCAGACAACGCAUAACCGCCGACUGGCAAUGGUCUACAUUCUGAUUUAUCGUCUUCUUUUACACGCACUUUUUACAUUCUAUAUAUCCUCCAUUGUUCUUCUGCUAUUACUAUUGGCCUAUUGU
Molecule: messenger RNA, 929 nt
Organism: Umbelopsis ramanniana AG
Lineage: Eukaryota; Fungi; Mucoromycota; Umbelopsidomycetes; Umbelopsidales; Umbelopsidaceae
Exons: 4
Coding region: 121-849 (242 amino acids)
Biological process (GO): protein targeting to vacuole; protein transport to vacuole involved in ubiquitin-dependent protein catabolic process via the multivesicular body sorting pathway
Cellular component (GO): ESCRT-0 complex
Molecular function (GO): metal ion binding; ubiquitin binding; phosphatidylinositol-3-phosphate binding
Source: RefSeq, a predicted model, not a curated record